CGUUCCAUCGCAUUCGCAAACUCCGACAGAAAGUGAAGUGCAAAUGGAAAAGUAAUCUUGACGACCGUUCGUUUUGUGUUUUCGUGAUUCGAUAUAUGUAGCUAAAAUACGACUUGUGGGGUUUCUGUGUGUUGCGCCAAUAGGUGCAUGUACAUCUAAAACGUUCUACGAAAUUCGUAUGCUGUGAUUGAAUUCGGGUUUAGUUUAUAUUGAUUUUUUUAUGUUUAAAUGUUUACGAUGCAAGGCAGGCAAGAAAAUGUCGGAUUGCCCAUUUCACAUAGAGGCGUUAGAACAACGAUGGACAAGUGUACUAUCGUUGCUUUGCAAUAAACACAUUUACAUCAUCGUGACCAUUUUGCUAGAAGUAGGAAAUACGUCUACCUCAGACUUUCUGAUAGAAAGAAUCUCAAAGCGCGGAAGAAUCGAUAAAACCAUACAACUAAUCGAGUCAGUUUGUGCACAAGGUGCGCGCGUAUGUGAGGAGUAAUUACAGUAUCUACACCAGAAGUAGGAACUCGAAGUGCACGGCAUCCUCUUUUUCCUCCCAGGCGGUUCGGAAGGACAUUGAUUUGUGUAGCAUUUUCAUGUUUCCAUGUUGAACGUGGAUCAAGCAGGAACAUCGAGUACACGGAGUAGGUAGUGACCCUUACUGAUGGUAUAAACCAUAGCCGAAUGCGCUUGCAGUGCGUGCUGUAACAAACCCGAACGGGCCAGACAAACCGCACCAUCACGACGGGCAAGAAUGGAAGCAAAAAAUGGCAAAUCCGGUCCGACAGCUAUUCCGUCUGUAGUUGGGGUUGGCGGUAGCGGUGGUGGUGUUACGACGGGUAAGAACGGAGUGAAGGAAAACCCGAAUGGUCCCAGGGUAGUCACCAUAUACAAGACGGAAACCGGUUUCGGGUUUAACGUUCGGGGCCAAGUCAGUGAGGGUGGGCAGCUUCGAUCAAUCAAUGGCGAACUGUAUGCACCAUUGCAGCACGUCAGUGCGGUCUUGGAUAACGGAGCUGCCGAGCAGGCUGGCAUCAAGAAAGGCGACAGGAUCCUGGAAGUUAAUCAUGUAAACGUAGAAGGUGCGACACAUAAACAAGUUGUCGAUCUCAUCAAAUCAGGCGGAGAUACUCUAACUUUGACCGUCAUAUCCGUCACACAACAGGAAGCGGAACGACUAGAGCCAACAGAAGAUCCGGGGGGAUAUUCCUACAUUGAUUACUCUGAAAAGCGUAGUCUACCUAUCAGUAUUCCGGAUUACAACAUCAUCCAUCGGGGUAAUGAACGGUACGUCGUAUUCAACAUUCACAUGGCGGGACGACAACUUUGUUCGCGUCGGUAUCGCGAGUUUUCGAACUUACAUCAACAGCUCAAGAAAGAGUUCUCUGGAUUCAACUUCCCAAAGAUGCCCGGGAAAUGGCCGUUCCAAUUGAAUGAGCAGCAACUUGAUGCACGCCGCCGCGGCUUGGAACAGUAUCUAGAAAAGGUCUGCGCGGUCAGGGUGAUCGCCGAGAGUGAUGCUGUACAGGAAUUUCUUACCGACUCCGUGGAUGACUUGGCUACAUCACCGGUCGAUAUAAAGAUUAUGCUCCCAGACCAUGCAGUCGUGACCGUGUCGGUGCGAAAAUCAGCCAAUGCCCAGCUCGUUUGGGAACAACUGGUGCAAAGGGCCAACUUGACCUCGUACACCCAACAGUACUUUUACUUGUUCGAAAUCGUGGAAUACAACUUUGAGCGCAAGCUGCAACCACACGAAAUUCCACACCAGCUGUAUGUGCAAAACUAUAGUACGGCUUCCAGCACGUGCCUGUGCGUGAGACGAUGGCUUUUCUCUAUUGAACGAGAAAUUUUACUUCCUGCAGGUGAACAAGCUGCGAAGUUUAUCUUUUACCAGGCAGUUGACGAAGUCAAUAGGAGCAAUAUUCGGGCAGACGGCCGUUUGUACGAACUGAAAGCACUGCAGGACUCGAAGAAAGCUGAUGAGUAUCUUACCCUUGCCCGCGCCUUGCCGGGCUAUGGGGAUAUCGUUUUUCCCCACUGUGCAUGUGACAGCCGUAAGGAAGGCCACGUAGUGCCUGCAGUCGGCAUGAAGAGCUUCCGAUUGCAUGCUUGCCGGGAGGAUGGCGCAUUCGAAGCGCAAACGGUUGAGUUGCAAUGGUCCACUAUUUCCCGCUGGGAGAGCGAUGAGGAAUCGAUGGCAUUCUGCUUCCAGUACAGUCGUUCGGACAAGCCACCACGAUGGGUAAAAGUGUUUACGCCCUACCAUGCGUUUUUGGCCGAUUGUUUCGAUAGAAUAAUGGAGGAGCGAGCGUGGGAUGAUACUGGAGAGUAAGAAGGUGAUCAACAAGAAAUACUUAGCCUGGGCCAUAUUGUUUUUGCAUUCAUGUAUUGCAUUCAACAGCAAAUGAUGCAUGUUGGAUGGAAAUGGACAUUUCAACUGGUUUUGUUUUGAAAUACUGGAAUGACUAGCACGCUUGUAUUUUGAUGGCGAUUAAAAUUGCUUGAUUGCAGGUGAGAAAACAAUUAGAUUAUAUCGUUACCGUACGUCUGAUUGAGUAAGUGAUGCAUAUACUACAAAUCACUUCUACGCCAUCAUGCCCAAAGCAUGAUGAAACCCGUUCUUUGUUGUAGAAAGGUCAAAGAUUAAAAAAACUGAAAUUGCACUCACGGAUGAAUCAUAGCAAUGCUCUUUUCCCUCCCGAACGCUAGAUUUAAGGUAAUUCUGGACGAGCCAUGCAGUAAAUUGGUUCGAAAAUGUAUUGGCAAAAUAAGGCUACACAUUGAUAACCACAAAUCUCUUAACAAUAAAACGCUGAAGCAUUCCGAAUAGAUACACUCUGCAAUAAACAGUAAUGCCAAGCAAGUUUACAUAAUAAACAAGCAAACCAAGGAAGCAAAUCUCGAAAUAUGUGUGGCGGACGGUCUCUCUUGUUUCACCCGAUAAAAUGAGUUGUAUAUUGACAGCAUCGCGUUAGUUUCGAAAACAUGCCGAACGCGUUUGUUAGAAUAUUUCUUACUCAAAUUUGUUUGCGCAUAGAAAUGAAUGGACCUGUGUAUGAAAUAGAAAACUGUUUGCAGUGAAUCCUUUUAUAACAUCGUACAGUUGCAAAUGUUAUGUUGAUUUAAAAAAAAAUACUUAAGACAUCUUCUGUUCCCAUUGUAAUUGAAUGUAAAUUUAUGUACUUUUUUUCAUUACGUUGGAUUUAAAAAGUUUGCUUUCUGUGAUACCGUUUCUAAUGCCAUUUUCCAUUUAUUGUAUGUACGGUAUUGUACAAUGCAUAUCAUCUCAUCUUCAGCAACCAAUUGGUGUGGCUCUAGAUGUGAUAGUUUUUAAAAGAGCUGCCAGCUGAUCGUCGUUAUGGAAGUGGUCCACUGCACCAUACAUCUAUUACAUAUUAAAUAAUCAAACCCCACCUUAGACUGCUAACCUAAUUUGUGUAGAACAUUAUGUAGUAUUGGCCGAAUAGAAUAAAUUCUAGUAGAAGAGAUGGAUUUCCGCAGACAUGAUCCAAGGACAUGAACACUCCAGUUGUGUUUCUGUAAAGUUUUCCACAUAAAAUUCAUGAUUCAUCUACCAACGUUGUUCAUUCCGCUAUGUUUUCAUAAUAAGCUGUGUAGUGUAGUGAUGCUAGUCUAAAUACUUUUGACAAAAUGAUACAAAAUUGACUUGAAUGAUGUAUAUCGGCCGUAAUAAAAGAACAUACUACUGGGCAAUUUAGACAUGUUCCACCAAGCAAAAAUGUAAACAAGAAAGAGAAGGGAAUGUUUAAAUUUCAUUGCCUCUAAUGCAUACCAUCAAGGGAAGCCCAAACCUGAAAAAUUAUGCAAAUGCACUUUAACCGAACAUCGGCACUCAUGCGAAUAAGUGGGGACUAGCAUAAAUAGAUUUCAGUUUGAACUUCUGUUA
Messenger RNA from Anopheles coustani, 3895 nucleotides. It is a transcript of the gene Snx27, whose product is annotated as sorting nexin-27. Gene Ontology annotation, cellular component: early endosome. Gene Ontology annotation, biological process: signal transduction; intracellular protein transport. The transcript has 5 exons. Bases 743 to 2320 code for a protein of 525 amino acids. Gene Ontology annotation, molecular function: phosphatidylinositol-3-phosphate binding; protein binding. The record is from RefSeq and is a predicted model, not a curated record. Lineage: Eukaryota; Metazoa; Arthropoda; Insecta; Diptera; Culicidae.